AUGUCGCGCAAUGUACCUCUCAAGUCUCUUGACGGUCAACCGCCUCCUUCAUUUCUCACUCGUCACGUGUCCCCUCUACAACGACAUCUCGUCUCGCUGUGCGCAAACAGCAUUCUGUGCACCCACUUCACAACGACCAGAGAGAGCCCAUCUUUCAUACUCGCGGCUAUAAUUUAUGGCCUCUUGCACUUUCACUUAGUCGCAGGAAUUUUUCCUGUUUUCCUGGCACCCAUACACAGUACCUGUCUCGCAACCACUCCGCCCCUCCACCAACCGCCUCUUGCCUUCAUCACUAGACCGCUCGAAUUACCAAUCUGA
Fusarium mangiferae is the source of this 318-nucleotide messenger RNA. RefSeq lists its product as uncharacterized. Lineage: Eukaryota; Fungi; Ascomycota; Sordariomycetes; Hypocreales; Nectriaceae. The record is from RefSeq and is a predicted model, not a curated record. The transcript has a single exon. Bases 1 to 318 code for a protein of 105 amino acids.